Eruca vesicaria subsp. sativa (arugula) is the source of this 1475-nucleotide messenger RNA. Lineage: Eukaryota; Viridiplantae; Streptophyta; Magnoliopsida; Brassicales; Brassicaceae. The record is from the annotation of a GenBank genome assembly.
UUCUGGGUUCCUCGAAAAAGAAAACGAACAACUUUCUUUUCAUUCGAAUCAUUCUCGAUUCCUUUUUCUUCCUAAAAAUUAAAUCUUUUCAAAAGUGCGAGUAAAACCCAUUUGAAUUAUGUUUGAUUUCAAUUUAAAUUCUCAACCUUUGAUCCCCAAAUUCUGAAAAAAGUUUUUGACUAUUUUUGGUAAAAACAAUUCCGUCUUCAAGUUGCAGAGAUUUAGUAAGUGAAAGUAGAUAUGUCACAUGAAGAGAACACAAGUAUUGUGGAGUGGUUUCUUGGUCCACCUUCAUAUACGUAUCCUCCUUAUGGCUAUGAGUUGAUUCAUGAGCAAGACCAAUCUCAUCAUCAUCAUCAUCUACAGAGCGGUGAGUAUUACAGAGAGUAUGAAGAUCAUCAUAGUAGCAGCGAUGUAGAUAACGAUGAGAUCAUUGCAAGAACACUCCAAAACGAUUUUUUGCAGCUUCAAAUUGCAGAAAACGAUGACCAUUAUUCAAAUCAUCAACAAGAAGAAGGUUAUACAAACAACUAUAGCAGUAACAAUAACGAAUAUGGUUGGAACAAUCAACCUACUAGAGAUUACUCUUCAGAAUGGGUAGGAAAUGAUAAUGAUCAUGAUGGGAGGAGCCAUGAUUCUCCUAGUAUUUUUUCAUCUUCAAGCCAGAGUGAUACAGAAGAGUAUGUGUACUCAUGGGAAUCAGAUGAGUGUGAUACGGAUGGUGAAUUUGGUAGGAGAUUGAAUCAGAUGGUCCCUAUUCCUUAUGUACCAAAAAUAAAUGGAGAAAUACCUCCGGAAGAAGAAGCAGUUUCAGAUCAUGAUAGACUUCGGAAUAGGUUAGAGAUGUUUGACUUCGCAGAGGUCAAAGUUCCAGGAGAUGGUAACUGCCAGUUCCGUGCUUUAGCUGAUCAACUAUACAAAACCGCAGAUCGGCAUAAACAUGUUAGACGACAAAUCGUAAAACAGCUCAAAUCUAGUCCAGCCUCUUAUGAAGGAUAUGUGCCUAUGGAGUUCUCUGAGUAUCUAAAGAAGAUGUCUCGGAGUGGUGAGUGGGGUGAUCAUGUUACAUUACAGGCAGCUGCAGAUGCGUAUCGGAUGAAAAUAGUAGUGCUAACAUCAUUUAAGAAUACAUGUUAUAUUGAAAUCCUUCCUACCUCUGAUGAACCCAGAGGAGUAAUCUUCUUGAGCUUCUGGGCAGAGGUUCAUUACAAUUCUAUCUACUUGAAAGGAGAUACAUCUGUAACAGAGUUACAGAGGAAGAAGAAAUGGUGGCGUUUUGGAAACUAGACAGCAUGGAACAACACUAUCAUCACUCAAAUUAAUACUUAUUAACUUAAGAGCAAGAAAGAGAUGUUCUUUGAAAUAGUUCCUUUGUAGAGAGAUGAAUACAGCUCACAACUUCAAAGUCUUACUAACAUAAAAUAAAGAAAAAUUCUGCCAUACAAAAAGAGAAUCAAUAAACUUAAUAAAAUAUA